Rotaria sordida is the source of this 5031-nucleotide messenger RNA. The record is from the annotation of a GenBank genome assembly. NCBI's taxonomy places the organism in Eukaryota, Metazoa, Rotifera, Eurotatoria, Philodinida, Philodinidae.
AUGUUGUAUGGUUCAAUUGGACCAUAUUCUUUACAUAUAUUACUAUAUAAUACAGAACCUGAUAGUUCUUCAUUUGAAACACAGUCAUAUGAUUGUAUCUAUUAUACUUAUACUGAAGAUUCCGAGUCAAAAGAUGUUCGACAACCAAUAAAAUAUUGUAUUCGAACAAAUCAAUCAAUUGAAUUAACAAGAAGUUUUUCAACCGAUAUGAACGACCAUGACUGUUUGCAACGUGGGAAAAAAUAUGAUUUUAAAGUAUUGAAUAAAAUGAAUAUAAUACCAUAUGAUUUAUUAAUGUGGAAUUCAGGCGUUGGAUUAGUUGAUAGAUAUGCGGCAUAUUUAAACAAUUCUACUGAUCACAAUAAUCUUUUCAUUUGUAAUUGUACUAAAGAUGGUACAUUUGGUAAAUUUUGUGAAUAUGAAUUGAUUACUUUGCUUAAUCCAAAAAAUUUUGAAAACUCAGUGCGUUUUCUAUUAAUAUUGAGACAAACAUAUCUAUUAGGAAGUCAAAUUUAUGGUCAAAUAAUGUGUUAUCAGCCUUCAUUUCAAUGUUAUUCUGGCUCAAGAUGUCUUGAUUGGCGAGAUAUAUGUGAUGGUAAACAACAGUGUUUAAAUGGUGUUGAUGAAGAUCAUUGCGAAAAGUUGUUGUAUAAUGAAUGUGAUCCUCUGACGGAAUAUCCGUGUUCAAAUGGCCAAUGUAUCGAUCAAGAGUUUUUUCUUGAUGGUUUUUUUGACUGUCAAGAUGCAUCUGAUGAGCAAUUGCUUCCAACUUUACAGUGUAUUAUAAGAGCAAAUUUUCUGUGUGAUGAAUUAAUAUCUACAAGAAAAAUGUAUUUUUCAUGUGGCGAUGGUGAUUCUAUUCUCGAUAUAGCAGUAUUUAGACGCGAUUUAGUUGAUGGUUUAUUAUGUUAUUCGUAUAGAGAUAAAAAUUUUAUGUGUGAACUUGAUCCUUACAAGCCAAUGUGGACAAUGCCAGAUGGUCGAUGUUUAUAUUUUGGUUCACAACAUCCAGAUGAAGAUUAUUGUAGUUUUUUGCAUAAAUGUGCACUGACCAAUGGUCGAAGUAUUGAUUGUCCGUGUAUUGGUAAUCAAUGUCGACAAAAUAUACAAAAUAAUUGUCCUUUAUCUAAAUUUCCACCUUAUAUAGGACAAUUUACAAAAUAUCCAUUAUCACCAACAUAUGCACCAUUUGUUCAUACAUUUUAUAGUAUAACACAUAAUUAUGAGCGAAAUAAAUUACCUGAUAUUUAUGUAUUUAAUGGUACAAUUAAAUGUGUUGGUUAUCAAGUUAAUGCUCAAGAUUAUGUUAUAUCACAUACAGAUCUUUUACAAUUCUGGGGUAAUCGUGCUCAUCAAAGUCCAUUUGAAAUUAGAUAUUGUAUUCUCGGUCUGGAAAUACCACAACUUACCAAUGAUAUGGUUGGUUCAGCGAUGUACGAUCGAUUCUGUUGGAAUAAUACAUAUUCGAAUGAUUUAAUUUUUCAAUGUCCAAUAACGAAUGAUUGUUUAACAAGUUAUCACGUACGAGAUAAUCUACAAAAUUGCCCGACAAAUCAUGAUGAAAUUUUGUCUUCGAUUGGUGAUUGUUCAAAAAUCCAAAAAUAUCGCUUUAAAUGUUCAGAUAAAGAACAUGCAUGUUUCCUACCGGACACAAUUGGAAAUGGAAAUUCUGAUUGUAUACUAAGUAAUCGUGAUGAAUAUGUGGUUGAACAAGAUUUAUUAUUAUCAACUAUUAAAUGUACUGAAAGGAAUUCUAAUGAUUGUAAAUUUUUACGCAAAUAUAUUGAAGAUUCAACUUUGUCCUCCUUUGUUCAAAUUACAAAUUCAUCGAAUGAACUUAGCAUGAUUAAACCAUUAACAGCAAAUAAAAUCCGAUUUCGUGAUUAUUGUAAUUCAUUUUGGGAUAUGAAUUAUGGUUAUGAUGAGACAUUGUGUAAGGAGUGGAAAUGCCCAUCAGAUUAUUUCCAAUGUCAAACAGGGCAAUGUAUUCCUCUCAAAUGGCUUUGUAAUGGUAUCUGGGAUUGUUCGGAUGGAAGUGAUGAAGAAGCUUUUCAACUAAUUACUGAAUUAACAUUACAUAAUUCCAUAUUAAUAUCAGAUUUAAAAUUAAAAAAAGAGGAAUGUAAGCAAGUCAAUCGAAUUCGUCCAUUUAAUACUUUUUGUAAUUCAACAACAGAAUUUCCAUGUAUUCGAAGUGAUGCUAUUAAAAAUCCAUUUAAUUUCACGUUAAGCAAACCAUGUAUACCUUUAUCGAAAAUCGGUGAUGAUGAUAUUGAUUGUCUUGGAGGAAUAGAUGAACGUAAUAAAUUCAGUUGUGCAUCAAAUGAGAUGCUAGGUUUUAACUAUUAUUGCCAAGCUAGUUUUUUAAAAAAUACUUCGCAAUCUCAUUGUCUAUCCACUGAUAGAUUAUGUAAAAUACACUGUCCCGAUAAUGAAGAUGAUUUUAUGUGUUUUUAUGAACGAUAUGUAACUAAUGAAACAAAAUUACGUUGUGAUAAUGAGACAACUAUUGAUUAUACAGAACAUUUAAAUGAUUUUUAUUGUUUAAAUGGAACUUGUAUACCGAACGGAAAAUGUAAUCAACGAAUAGAGUGUGAGUAUGGUGAAGAUGAAUAUUUUUGCAUAACUGGACCUAUGUCAAACUUUCCUCAAAUGUCUCGUUAUCGUAUGUAUACUGACAUUCCACAAUAUUCAUUAAGUCAAUCACAUCCCAUACUUUUAUCUGAUUUUCCAAAACAAGAAAAAGAAACAAUAGUUGAAAGAAUAAGCAACAGUGAAGAUAUGAACUUGAAUGAGCAAAGAUUUAUCAUGAAUACUUCCACUAGUCAACAUAAUCCAUAUGAUAAAGAACUGCCUCCAAACGUUCUUCAUAUUUUGAAUAAUCCACUGUAUCAAUCUCAAGAGGAACAAAGAAAGUUUUCAGAAGUAGCUUGGUUUUGUAAUCGUGGUAUUACAAUAAGUCGAACCGAUCGGUUUUCUAAUAAGAUAUUUUUAGCAUGUCUUUGUCCACCAUCGUAUUACGGUAACCAAUGUCAAUAUUAUAGUGAUCGUAUAACAAUUUUUACUUAUCUUGAUGAUUUAACUGAUACAUUAAAAUCAAAUUUUAAUAUUACACUUAAAAUUUUAUCAUCAUUUUUAUUAAAUGAUACAGUUAUUGAUACACAUGAAUUUCAUUAUACACCAGCUUUGAAUAAUUUAAAAAAGAAACAUAUAUUUUAUUUUGUUUAUCCACGACCGAGAAUUUUAUCAACAAAUCAAUUUUAUUCUGUUCGUUUUGAAUUAUUUCAAUUAUCUAUUAUGAAUUCAACAAUUGAUUUUUUAGCUAUUUGGAAAUAUUCAAUACCGUUUGAUUUUUUACCAGCAUAUCGUUUGGUUAAAGUAUUGAAGUAUAAAGCAAUAAAUCAAACAAAUCAUCUAUGUAAAAUAAAUAAUCCUUGUCGAAAUAAUGCAACAUGUUAUCCAUUAAUGAAUAAUGAUCGAUUUUAUUAUUGUUAUUGUGGUAAUACAUCCUAUGGUCGUCAUUGUGAAUAUACUUCUAACAAUAGUUCUUGUUUAAAUCAUUCGAAUAAUUACUUAUGUCGUCCGAAUUAUUUCAAUUCAAAACCAUAUUUAAUAUGUUCAGCAAAUCGUUUUGGUUCACAAUGUAACAUUGAACGACAAUGUGAUUUAUCUCGUGGUAAAAAUCCAUGUUUGAACAAUGGUUUAUGUUAUAUUGAUUACAAUCCAUCAUAUUUACCAAAUGAUUACAUAUGUUUAUGUUCAAAUAAUAAAUAUUUCGGUGAAAAUUGUCAAUAUCAAAGUAGUAUUAUUAGCAUUCAUUAUCAGAAUUUAUCAUUUUUAAAUGAUGAAUAUAAAAUAAUUGCUUCAUUGAUACAAUUAUCAAGUGUAAUUAAUUUUCAAAUGAUUGUUUAUAAACAAAAUCUAUAUAAAAAUGAACUAUUAACUGGAACAGAUAUUAUUUAUGAUGAUAAAGCUGUACCACCAAUUGGUAUAAUAAAGUUUUUCUAUAAACAACAAUCAUCAAAUUAUCGUGAAAUUUAUUUUUUAUUAUACAUUGCAGAAAAUAGUACAUCGAUUAAUUUAACAUUAGUUUUAAAUCAACAAACUUAUUGUCCUCAUACAAGUCUAUUAUUUAAUAUAGAUGAUGGUACAAUCCUUAAUCAAUCGUUAAAUUUUUAUAAUGAUACAACGUAUCAUUCAUUUAAUUCAUCUUUAUUUAUUUUCAAAUAUCAUUUGUUAUGUGAUAAUAUUAAACAAAAAUCUAGUCUAUUAUGUUUUCAUGAUGAUGAUUACUUUUGUUUUUGUGAUGUAACUCAACAUGCUGAAUGUUUUUUGUAUGAUCGUUCGGUAGAACAAUGUUCAUAUUGUUUAUCUGGUGGUCACUGUAUUCAAGGUGAUUUAAAAAUGAAAUCAGAUUAUUUAUGUUUAUGUCCACAAUGUUAUUUUGGUUCAAUUUGUCAACAUAAUACAAAAGUAUUGAGUUUUAACUUAGAAUCAUUGAUAACUGCAGAUCUAUUUUCAUCAUCUAUUCUUAUUCAAAAAUUAUCGAUCAGUAUUUAUUUAAUAACGGUGAUUAGUCUUUUUCUAUUUGGCUUGAUUAAUAAUUACUUUUGUUUCAUAACAUUUCGUCGUCCACGUCCAAGUCUUAUAGGUAUCGGAUGGUAUCUGUUUAUUAACAGUAUCAUAUCGCAAAUAUCGUUGUCAACUUUAUUACUAAAACUCAUAUAUAUUCUUCUUGGUACACAAAGUUUGAUUACAAAUGAAUUGUUGAAUAUGAUUUUAUGUAAAUUGAUAAGUUUUCUUCUUUCUACAUCAAUAAGAAUGAGUUAUUGGUUAAUGGGUUUUGUUACAAUUGAACGCGUGUAUGUAACAAUGUAUCCAAAAAGAGAAUGGUUAAAAAGUCCUAGAAUAGCUAAACGUAUCAUUUUUAUCACUACAUUGAUAAUAUUUAGUUCACAUAUUCAUGAACUCAUUUAUUAUCAGAUUGUUCCAGAUCCAAAAUAUACACAAUAUGGUAAGAAUAUUAAUUGA